Messenger RNA from Patiria miniata (bat star), 2292 nucleotides. RefSeq names its product zinc finger protein 431-like. The coding region runs from base 286 to 2028 and encodes 580 amino acids. The transcript is spliced from 2 exons. The record is from RefSeq and is a predicted model, not a curated record. NCBI's taxonomy places the organism in Eukaryota, Metazoa, Echinodermata, Asteroidea, Valvatida, Asterinidae.
CAAAAAAAGGUACCUUUUCAGAAGAAACUAAGGCCUUCUUCCACUCAUCACGUUGGGAAAAAAACAAUUUAAGGAACUUAGCCUAGAGGGGCACCCACACCACCAACCAAACAACUGGAAUGAGGGCCAAAUUCUACCAGGUCAUUUACAGAAUUUUGCGAUGAAAAGGACCAUUUGUCUGCGACAUUUUGUGGAAAGGUCUUGUCGGACUGUGUAUCAAACCUAGGGCCACUACCGCACAGUUUUGAUAAGAAGUGCAUCUAUAUACAUAACUGCUGAAUCACCAUGUCUGCCACCAAUUCAUCAUCAGGGGACAGUAAGGUAACACCACUGACUUGUGACACUUGUGGGAAAGUCUACUCCUAUAGAUACAGUUACGAGCGGCACCUACAAGCCCACAAAGACGAGAAAGUGUUUGCCUGUGACUUGUGUGAUAAAGCUUUCACGCGAGAGAUCACCCUGGAAUGCCACCGCAAGGCUCACUUGGCCGAGGACAGAGUGAAAUGGUUCAUGUGCCCAGUCUGCGGCAAGGCCUUCCUGCGCCUGGACACCAUGGAGAUCCAUCUCCGCAGCCACACCGGCGAGAGACCCUUCCAGUGCGACUUCUGCGACAAAGCCUUCAGCCACAGCAGCCAUUUAACCAUCCACAGGAGGCGCCACACGGGAGAGAGGCCGUUUGUUUGCGACGCGUGCGGCAAGGCCUACAUGUGUGGGAGCCAACUCAGCAGCCAUCGCGUGCAGAAGCACGGUGACGACGCUCAAGCAAAGAAACCGUUUGUGUGCGACACCUGCGGCAAGGGCUUCACGAUGAAGCACAGCCUGGCCAGUCACCAGAGAGGUCACACCGGAGAGAAACCAUUUGUGUGUGACGUUUGUGGAAAGCCCUUCACCAGCAGCAGUGGGCUGAGAAGUCACCAGAUGACCCACUCAAAGGACAGGCCAUUCCUCUGUGAAGUUUGCGGCAAGGCCUUCUCUCAGGGAUCUAGUCUUAAAAAGCAUCAAGACGUGCACGUCUAUCUGUACAACUACAUCUGCCUGCAGUCCAUCAUGGCGUCAACCUCAAAAGAUGCUAGCCCGUCGUGCAUUUAUUUCUGCAACAUGAUCUGUGGGAAGGCCUUCCUGAACAAUCCAGAAUUUGAGGAGCACCAGAAGAAGAGCCACAAAUCAAGAAGAUCUGCCAUGUCCGAACUGAAGAAGUGCUUCCCACCGGGGACUACUUUCCGGAACACCAUUCCAACCGCAGUAUCAGCAACGUCUCCCGCAGCAUCAGCAACACCUCCCGUUAAUAUAAGUGGCAGGCGUGUAUACCCUUGCUCCGUAUGCGACAAAGUCUUUAAAACAGAAAAACAUCAGGUCCGCCACAUUCGAAUCCACACUGGGGAGAAACCUUUUGCGUGUCCCACUUGCGGCAUGUCCUUCUCGCAAGAGUGCAGUAUGAAAAGGCACGAGAAGAUCCAUUUGGGAGAUGCCAGGGAGAAAAAUUACACCUGCGAUAUUUGUCACAAGGCCUAUGAGCACAGGUUCCAUUUGUCACAGCACAUGAGGUCAGCCCACGCAGGAGAGAGACCGAACAAAUGCGACAUUUGUGAUAAGGCAUUCUGUACUAUUACCCAGUUGAAUGUCCACAAGAGGAGUCACACGGGAAGCCGGCCGUACGUCUGCAGCAUCUGUAACAAAGGGUUUGCACAGGCAAGUCGCCUCAAAACCCAUCAGGUUGUUCACAGUCGCAACAGCCUGGUGUGCAAAACCUGCGGCAUGUCCUUCAGCCAGCAGUCCCAUUUUGCCCAUCACCGCAAGGUGCACUUAAUGAAGAAACCGUUCGUCUGUAACAUCUGCAACCUGGCCUUCACCAACAAGCGGGGAAUGACCAACCACAGGAACACCCACGUCAAGCCGUUCUUGUGUGAGGAUUGUGGCAAGUCGUUUUCUCUGAAAUAUGGUCUGGCCAAACAUCGCAUCAGACGUCAUAAACCGGAAGAAACUGAAGACAAAAGCCAGAACUCUGAUCAGUCUGAAGACACUGCAUGAUUUCUCUUGCAAAAGCCAUUACAAUUUUAAACAGACAUUCUAGGAGGGCAUUUUACACCAUAAUUCUAUUAUGAUACACAGCCAAGUUGUUGCUGUUGUUGUUGUAUAUUAAAUCAAAACACAGCAACUUGGUUUGUAAUUUACUUACUAGCUGCAAUUUUUUUCUUCCUUGCUUUUACAAAAUUCCUUAUAAGAAGGAUAAGGAUUUUAUUUAGAUAUGGAGUUUUUAUCAAACUUUUUCACCAAGUUUAUUCAAACAAAUAA